GAGGAGUGGCCUGGUGGUGGGACCUGGUAACACUGUAGAGCCGGGAGACUUGUUGUGAGAGGAUCAGCUGUGUCUAGCUAGCUAGCUAGGUAGAGAUAGCUGGUAGUGUCAUAUCUAGCCGGGUUUAUUAGUGAGGGGGUUUAUUCUAGGUGUAUCUGCCUAGCCAGGUUAGGAUGCCUGCCGUCAGCCCAGCCAAGGACUUCUUAGCAGGGGGGUUUGGAGGGAUGUGCCUGGUGGCUGCUGGACAUCCUCUAGAUACUAUCAAGGUUCGAUUGCAAACUCAGCCCACUCCCCAGCCAGGUCAAAAGCCACUGUACACAGGAACAUGGGACUGUGCUCUGAAAACUGUUCGAAACGAAAGUUUCUUUGGUCUUUACAAAGGUAUGGCUGCUCCAUUGGUGGGGGUUACACCAAUGUUUGCAGUGUGCUUCUUGGGUUUUGGAAUUGGCAAAAAGUUACAACAGAAAACACCUGACCAAAAGCUAACAGCAGUUCAACUCUUCAAUGCUGGCAUGCUGUCAGGAGUGUUCACCACAGCUAUCAUGACACCUGGAGAAAGAGUCAAGUGCCUGUUGCAGGUUCAAGCAUCCAGUUCGGGUCCAAAGGUGUAUAAAGGUCCCAUUGAUGUAAUGAAGGUGCUGUACAAAGAGGGUGGAAUUCGAAGUAUAUAUAAAGGCACCUGCGCCACUCUUUUACGAGAUGUACCAGCAUCUGGAAUGUAUUUCAUGACAUACGAGUGGCUCAAGAGAGCUCUGGCGCCUGAGGGUAAAGAAGGAGAGCUGAGCCCCAUGCGAACCAUUGUUGCUGGUGGAUUUGCUGGCAUGUUUAACUGGCUUGUGGCUAUUGGGCCUGAUGUUCUCAAGAGCAGACUGCAGACUGCUCCUGAAGGCACCUAUCCAAAUGGAAUCCGCAGUGUGUUUGUUGACAUUAUGCGCACAGAGGGUCCUCGAGCACUCUUCAAAGGAGCUGCACCAGUGAUGAUUCGAGCCUUCCCUGCCAAUGCUGCCUGUUUCUUAGGAUAUGAAGUAGCUAUAAAGUUCCUCAACUAUAUAGCUCCAGAUCUUUAGAAGACUGCCAUUAGCAUGAAACAUUUUAACAAAGCUUAGAUUUACAUUGCAAUAUAAUUAAUUAUUGAGUUUUGAAGUGAGAUGGUAAGGCAUGUAGUACCAUAAAUACCAGUAAUCCCCAUGGAUCUCUAUUGAAAAUUAAGUGGUGCCAGUUAUACAGGUAAUUCCUAUUAAAUUGUAUUCAUAGUUUGUAGUUGCCAGUUUUGCUAGAUAAUUAGAGUUCAGCACAUGUGCUACAACUGGAGCUUAAAUGAUGAGAGGAAAUUAAAUGCAUUGGAAAAAAUAAUAAGGCAUGUUCCUGAAAAAUUUGUAAUGAGCAAAUAACCACUGUCAUAUGUGAUAUUGUACUUGUCAAUUUCCAUGAGUAGCUAUUAAAUUAAUUUGUAAAUACACUGCCAGAAUGUUGAAUUAUUUUUUAUCUUUUGCUAAUUGAUUUAAAAGUAGUACCUUGUUUGGUUUAUUGCUUAUUUUUUAUAAUAAUAGAAGUAAAUUUGUAAGCAUAUUUAUUAAAAUGCAAUACAUUUUAUAUUGUAAAAAUAGUGUUUUUACCUUGAGAUUUUUUAAUAAAUACAAACUAUGUACAGGGUAAGUUUUAAUGUAAAGUAAUUAAAAAAUUACUUUUGGAUUUUAUUAUAUGUCUUGUUAAACCAUACCCCCGGCCGGGAUUGAACCCGCGGUCAUAGAGUCUCAAAACUCCAGCCCGUCGCGUUAGCCACUAGACCAGCUAGCCACAAUAAGAUUCAUCCAACUAGGUAUAUUUCUUAUUGUGGCUAGCUGGUCUAGUGGCUAACGCGACGGGCUGGAGUUUUGAGACUCUAUGACCGCGGGUUCAAUCCCGGCCGGGGGUAUGGUUUGUUUGCAAUCGUGUCAUUACGAUUUCUUAAGUCAUAUAUCUUGUUGUGCCUCUAACAUAUGAGGCUUGGAUCCUCUCAGGGAACCUUAGAGAUGAUCAUUAUUGCUACAUUCAAGCUUGAAUUUUUUUAAGCAUUAUUUUGUAAACAGCUUUAUUUUUUUUCAUAUAAUCAUAUAAUAUUUUUUCUAGCAUUGUACUCCAAACUUGCAUGUAUAAAUACUUUAAAUGCAUUCAGUAACUAUCUUUUAUAAUACACCAUUGUAUUUUUGGUUAUGCACUGUUAGCACUAAUGCAUGUAUGUAUUUUGUCACCCAAGGGAGUCAAAUUGCAACAUUGUCCCUCCAUGAAUGCCUUGUAGCUUUUUUGUUAAUGUGGCACAUACAUUACAUAAAGUUUUUUCCUCCCCAAUGUUAAAUAUUUUGUAAUGUAGCUAAAUGGAGCAUAUAUCUACACAGCUAUAUUUUUCAUCACAAGAAUAUAAAAUUACCUGCAGCUAUGCAAACUUUAGUAUACUCUCAAGUAAUUCACUUUCAUAGUGGUAUGGUGUUGAGAAUUUGUUUGUUAGGUAGCAGGAAAGUGUCUGAGGGCUUUCACUUUAGCAAAACUUUACCAAGUACAAUUUUAGUAUCGUGAAACUAUUUGCAUUGCCAGAGAAUUUUUUUUUUUUUUCAACAUGUCGGCCGUCUCCCACCAUGGCAGGGUGGCCCAAAAAAGAGACACUUUCACCAUCAUUCAUACAUAAUCACUGUCUUUGCAGAGGUGUCCAGAUAUGACAGUUUAGAUGUCACUCCAAACAACCAAUAUCUCAAACCCCAUUAAAGUGCAGGCAUGGUACUUCUCACCUCCAGGACUCAAGUCCAGCUAGCCAGUUUCCCUGAAUCCCUUCACAAAACAUUACCCUGCUCACACUCCAACAGCUCGUCAGGUCCCAAAAACAAUUAGUCUCCAUUCACUCCUAUCUAACACACUCACACAUGCCUGCUGCAUGUCCAGGUCUCUGGCAUACUAAACCUCUUUUACUCCCUCUCUCCAUCCUUUCCUAGGAUGACCCUUACCCCUCCUCCCCUCCACUCUAUUUUGUGCCACCCUCUUUAAAUGACCAAACCACCUCAGUAACCCCUCUUCAGCCCUCUGAAUAAUACUUUUUGUAACUCCACACCUCCUAAUUUCCACACUAUGAAUUCUCUUGCCAGAGAUUGUCCUUGUUAAAUCGCUUGCAAGAGGGACAUGCUUAGCUGUAGAUUUGAGUUGCUGCUGUUUAAAGCAGUUAUUGACACUGCCGUUACAUUAGUGAAUCUUCUGCAUACGAUUUUUUUUUUAAAUCACCAACCAUCUUCCACUUAAUAAGGGUGAACCCUCCAAAAAAGAUAAACAUUAACCAUCAGUCAUUCAAUAGCUGUCUUGCCAUCACUUCAAUGGACCAAAUGAACUGCAAUAUCCUCACCCUGCCAGAGUGCAAGCACCAUACUUCCCACCUCCAGGGAUCAAUUCCUUUUAACCAGUUUCCCUUAGGUCCUUCAUAAAUAUUACCUUGUUCACAAUCCAAAAGCAUGUCAGGCAAUGAAAAUCCACUUGCCUCCACUCACUCCGCUCUAACACUUGCACGUGCUUGCUGGGUGCUGAAGCCCUGAGCUCUCAAAACCUCCUUUACCCCUUCCCUCCAACAUCACCUGAGAUGAUCCUUGCCCCUUCUUUUCACCCCAAAUAUAUACAACCACAUGGCCAUCCUAUUCCGAUCCAUCAUCUCAGUCUCCAGACCACCUUAACACCCCCUCCUCAGCCCUCUGAAUUAUAUGUUUAGUAACUGUACUCUGUCUUCUGAGGGUAUCAAACAAUUUAGAUAAAGAAAAAUUGGAUAUCACAUUGGAGGGAGGGAGUAUAGAACAAGUGAAUGCUUUCAGAUAUUUGGGAGUUUGCUUGUCAGCAGAUGGGUUUAUGAAGGAUGAGGUUAACCAUAGAAUUGAUGAAGGAAAAAGAGUGAGUGGUGCAUUGAGGUAUCUGUGGAGACAAAAAAUAUUAUCCUUGGAGGCAAAGAAGGAAAUAUACGAGAGUAUAAUGGUACCAACACUCUUAUGUGGGUGUGAAGCACAGGUUGUAAAUGCUGCAGCGAGGAGGCAGUGGAGAUGUCCUGUCUAAGGGCAAUGUGUGGUGUAAAUAUUAUGCAGAGAAUUCGUAUUGUGGAAAUUAGGAGGAUUUGUGGAGUUACUAAAAGUAAUAAUCAGAGGGCUGAAGAGGGACUGUUGAGAUAGUUUGGUCAUUUAGAGAGAAUGGAACAAAGUAGAAUGACCUGGAGAGCGUAUAAAUCUGUCGGGGAAGUAAGGCGGGGUAGGGGUUGGCCCCAAAUAGGUUGGCAGGCGGGGGGUAAAGGGGGCUUUGUAGGUGAGGGGCUUUGACUUCCAGCGUGUGUGAGCGUGUUAGAUAGGAGUGAAUGGAGACAAGUGGUUUUUGGGACCUGAUGAGGUGUUGGAGUGUGAGCACGGUAAUAUUUUGUGAAGGGAUUCAGGGAAACUGGUUAGCUGGACUUGAGUCCUGGAAAUGGGAAGUACAAUGCCUGCACUUUCAAGGAGGGGUUUGGGAUAUUGGCAGUUUGGAGGGACAUCUGAACUGUUGUACCUGGCCACUUCUGCAAAGACAGUGAUUAUGUAUGAGUGAUAGUGAAAGUGUUGAAUGAUGAUAAAAGUUUUUUCGUUCUUUUUGGGUUUUUCUUUCUUUUUGAGUCACCCUGCCUUGGUGGGAAACAGCCGAUAUUACACCUAAGUGUAAGCAGGAGUAGCAAGAUAUACCUGUCUUCCUUUACAUACCCUCCAAAAUUCAUCCACCAGCUUUUGUAACUUCUCUUUAGAAUCUUCUAAAAGAAAGAUGUCAUUGGCAAAGAGCAACUGUGACAACUCCUUUGUAUCAGAUCUACAUCCUUUAAUCAAUGCUCUCUUACAAGUACACAUUAUGAUAGUUAGUAUCUUGAAUAUUUAGAGAAAGUAAUGUAUGUUCAUAGUGAUUUUGAGUAAAGGAAAUGUGAUUAUAUGAGUGAAAGGUAAAAAAAAAAAAAAGCAUGAGCACACUUUUGAAAGGAAAAGCACACAUGAAUCAGGGGGACAAGGACAGGUAAUACAGUGAAUGUGUGAGAGAGAGGAAAAUAUGCAUGAUAAUGAAAGUGGUGAAUGCAAAAUAUAUAAACAUUAUAAGGGUGAGAUAAAAAGAAUAGGAGCAUGAAUUUUUCUACAUUGUUCUUUGGAGACUAAUACAAAAGAGGAACAUUAUUCUGUAUAGACCAGUAUAAUUAUUUUUACUUGAAUUUGUAACUGUCAGUGAGUGAUUGAAAAGAGUUUUAGUAGUUUUUUUUUUUUAACAUGUCAGCUGUAGUAGUUAUAUAGUAAAUAUUAGCAGGAUUACUCAGCUUUUUAUGUAUUUUAGUUUUGUAUAUUCUGUGCCAAAAGCUUUUAAUUGUAAAGUAGCAUCCCAAGAUACAUUUACUGACCCAUCCUCCAUUUUGGUUGAAUCAUCACUCUUUGCACUUAAGGCAUUUAGUGUAAGAACAUUGCAUAUGCCAUAAAUUUAAAGUUUGUAUGUUUUGACAUUAUUUGAAUUUUCAUACAUCAUUGUCAUAUAAUUAAUGCACCAACAUAAUGAAAAGAGAAUAGAUACAUUUUUCCUAAUAUGUAUACUAUGUAUGUAGAUAACAUCUUAUUCAUGUUUUUAUUUUUAAAAUUUUAAUGUAUGGAUUUGAAGGCUCACUCAUCAUUAAUUGUUCAACGGAAGACUUAAAAAAAUAGCAGUAGCAUAAAUAGCACUGUAAAAUAUGCACUAGAUCUAGCUGAUAUUAUUCCUGGAGUUAGAUUACAGGUACGGUAAUAGUUUGAAGUAAAGGAAUACGAGGGUGGGUUUUAUUCUUCGCAGUUUAACCAUUUGCAGUAUAGGCUCAUAAUUCUGUUUUCUGAUGUAAUUUUCUAAUUUUGUGAGAGUCAGUAAUAAGGAAUGUUUUUAAUCAAAGUAAAUUUAAACUAAUUCAUGUAAAUGUGUAUAUCUUUCGAACUUUUCUGAUUGUAAAUAAAAGUAUUGUAGUCACAUUUGUCUACAAAAAUAUAAUAAAUGUUAAUAUUUUU
Cherax quadricarinatus is the source of this 6020-nucleotide messenger RNA. RefSeq names its product carnitine/acylcarnitine carrier protein colt, mitochondrial (gene colt). Gene Ontology annotation, molecular function: O-acyl-L-carnitine transmembrane transporter activity. Gene Ontology annotation, cellular component: mitochondrial envelope. Lineage: Eukaryota; Metazoa; Arthropoda; Malacostraca; Decapoda; Parastacidae. The record is from RefSeq and is a predicted model, not a curated record. Gene Ontology annotation, biological process: carnitine transmembrane transport; mitochondrial transport.